UUAAAUAAUGACAAGAUCAGUGUGAUUUUUCUGUCAUUAUAUUAACAAUUUAAAUAUUUUACAUUAAUGUUGGAUUUUAUAGAAAAUGUACGCAAUGAGUUGUUGUAUGAAUUUAUAGAAAUUUUAGAAUUCGUAUCAGUUGGGAGUCUUAAUUUAUAUGACAGAAUUACUUAUAAUUUAAUAUCAAUACUAAGAUCACAGUUCUACAAACAUAGAUGUGGUGAUAAUUGUUUAGUAUGAUAUAGAUUAGGUAUCAUAUUUUAUUAAAAUCGUAGGUAUACAAAAUUCUCGUUAAGUAAUAAUAGCAAAUAUGGAGGAGCAAGCUCCACCUACUGAGAACAUGGAGACUCCAUGCUUAGGAAACAUUACAGACGGUUCAAAAUUAGCAGAAAGUGAAAAUCAAGAGAAAGCUGGAGACGGUGGUGCUGACGAAGAAAAUAUUGGAGAAGGUUUAGAGGAAGUACUUAGUGAACAUGUUGUUGAAGGAGAGCAUAUAGAAGGAAAUCAAGUAGAGAGAGAACAUUUAGACAUAGAAAAAAAUGCAAUAUUAGAACAGAGAAACGAAUUGAUAGGCAAAGAACUUGAAGGUGAGCAUGUUGAAGGGGAAGGAGGAGAAGAUCAAGAAAAGGAAGAAGAAAAGCCGUCGGAAGAAAAGGUAGUCGAAGAAGAACGUUACGCCGAGGAGCCACCACCAGAUCCAACAGCGCCUUAUAAUUUUAGUAAUUCUAAAGAAGCAUUGAGAGAACCUUUUGAAUUAAGACCUGACCAAUUGGCUGAGGUAGAGCAAUUGUGGGAUCUAUAUCAAAAUUAUACACCAGCUUACACCGAUAUUGAUAAUUAUAUAACUGAAAAAGAACUCGUUUACAUGUUAAAGUCUAUCCUUCUUAUGACAGUUACACAAGAACAGCUUCAAGAACUUAUAGAUUUUUGCGUAAGACCACCACAUCCGCAGGGCCAUAUUACAUUUCAGCAAUUUCUCAAAGUGGUAACUAUACGACAAAGAGAUUUUCCUAUUGAAGAGGAGCUACGAUCUGCAUUACAAGUUUUUGAUCCCGAUGGAACUGGAAGCAUUGAUAGAGAAUAUUUCAAAGAAGUUUUAGCAAAACAAGGUUAUAAUAUGCCUCAAAAGCAGCUGGAUAAUCUUAUAAAAGAAGUUGAUAUGAGUAAUGAUGGUACAAUUGGUAUUGAUGAUGUAGUUGGCACCAUGUGUAUAGAUUUGAAUAAAGAAGAUUUGAUGAUGUUGAUGGCGUCGAUAAAUCCAAAUACAACCGAUGAACCACCUGAAGAAAAUAUAUAAUUUUAGAAAGACAAUUUAUUGUAUUUUAAUUGUAUAUGACCAAAUAAAAGAUA
Molecule: messenger RNA, 1350 nt
Organism: Galleria mellonella (greater wax moth)
Lineage: Eukaryota; Metazoa; Arthropoda; Insecta; Lepidoptera; Pyralidae
Exons: 1
Coding region: 311-1297 (328 amino acids)
Cellular component (GO): cytoplasm
Molecular function (GO): calcium ion binding
Source: RefSeq, a predicted model, not a curated record